Molecule: messenger RNA, 1152 nt
Organism: Colletotrichum spaethianum
Lineage: Eukaryota; Fungi; Ascomycota; Sordariomycetes; Glomerellales; Glomerellaceae
Product: 37S ribosomal protein MRP4, mitochondrial
Exons: 2
Coding region: 1-1152 (383 amino acids)
Biological process (GO): translation
Cellular component (GO): ribosome; mitochondrial small ribosomal subunit
Molecular function (GO): structural constituent of ribosome
Source: RefSeq, a predicted model, not a curated record
AUGCUGACCGCCCUCCCCCGUGCAGGCCGCAGAGCCCUCGCGGCGCCGGCCGCCGUCCGAUCAUGCCACCGCGCCAUCACCACCUCCUCCCUCGUCGGCGUGACCCCCGAACAGCUCGAGAGCUUCAACGAGGCCGCAGCCCUCAGCCAGAUCCCCGAGGACCCGCGUGAGGUGCGGCAACGCCAGAUCCAGGAGGGCAAGGCCGUCCGCAAGGCGUACGACGGGUUCCGCCGCGUGCAGAAGGCGACGGCGCACAUUGGCUCCGUCGUCGAGCGCCCCUACGUGCCCUCGGCGCUCAUCAACGACCCGCCCGCGCCCAAGGACAUUACGCUCGAGCUCCUGAUGGCCUCGCAGACGCACAUGGGCCACCACACGUCCCUGUGGAACCCGGCGAACGCGCGGUACAUUUACGGCGUCAGGCAGGGCAUCCACAUCAUUUCCCUCGAGACGACGGCCGCGCACCUGCGCCGCGCCGCGCGGGUCGUCGAGGAGGUUGCGUACCGCGGCGGCCUGAUCCUGUUCGUCGGCACGCGCAAGGGGCAGAUGGAGAUCGUCACCAAGGCGGCCAAGCUGGCGGGCGGGUGCCACCUCUUCACCAAGUGGACGCCGGGCAACAUUACGAACCGCGACAUGAUCAACCCCGGCAAGGAGGUCAAGGUCGUCGACGAGAAGGACGCGACGCUGGACGGGUUCGAGAGGCUCGAGAGGACGGGCCGGCCGCUGGUGCCGGACCUGGUGGUGUGCCUGAACCCGCGCGAGAACUACACCAUGCUGUACGAGUGCGGCCUGACCAACGUGCCGACGAUUGGCAUCAUUGACACGGACGCGAACCCGGACUGGGUGACGUACACCAUCCCGGCCAACGACGACAGCUACCGAUCCGUUGCCGUCAUCGGAGGCGUCCUCGGACGCGCGGGCGAGCAGGGCCAGAAGCGGCGCCUCGCGGACGCGGAGAACGGCGUGGUCGCGUGGCAGACGCCCGCCGAGACGGGGCGGUACAUGAAGAACGAGAUCAAGCGGUACGAGCAGGAGAUCAAGCGGUGGGAGCGCGACAACGCAGGCGAGGCGGAAAACGGCGGCAGCGGCGAGCAGCAGCUGUUGGAGAUGCUGCAGGUGGAGCGGACCAAGGCUGUUGACGGCGAGGUCGACUAA